Messenger RNA from Neopelma chrysocephalum (saffron-crested tyrant-manakin), 550 nucleotides. RefSeq names its product translocase of outer mitochondrial membrane 6 (gene TOMM6). The record is from RefSeq and is a predicted model, not a curated record. The coding region runs from base 1 to 243 and encodes 80 amino acids. Gene Ontology annotation, cellular component: mitochondrial outer membrane translocase complex. The transcript is spliced from 3 exons. Lineage: Eukaryota; Metazoa; Chordata; Aves; Passeriformes; Pipridae.
AUGGCGGCGGCGGCGGCGGCGGGACCCGGGUCGGGCCCGGGAACGCCGGGAUCGGGCCCGGCGGCGGUGGCGGCCCCGCCGAGGGGGCUCCGCGCGUGGCUCCGCAGCGCGUUCCGCUUCGCCACCGACCGCAACGACUUCCGCAGGAACCUGCUGGUGAACCUGGGGCUGUUUGCUGCCGGGGUCUGGGUCGCCCGGAACCUGACGGACAUCGACCUGAUGGCCCCACAGCCCGUCCCAUAGAGCCGGAAUUCCUGGAGCUGCAGGGAGCAGAGCUCGCCCUCCCACCAGGACCGGAGCCGUGUUGGGCCGCGACGGGUUCGCUGCAUUCCUGGAAGGACGUCGCUCUCCUCCCCUGCAGAGCUGCUGCUCCCAGUCCCUCCUGUCCUGCUCCAGGCAGUGACAAGGGGGAAAGAUUUAAGGCUGAGAGGAAGAAUUUAUUUCCAGUUCAUUCCUCAAGGCACAACAAGAAUGGUUUUCUAAAGGAUGGUUGUGGAAUUUCCUUCUGUACCCCCCCCAGAUGUUUAUUAAAGUCUAUGGAAUAACGACA